AUGGAUGCCGCAGGACGCGGCUACAUGCGCCCGGUGGAGGCUGUCGCCGCCACGCGCGAGCGCAGGCUGACUGGCCAGAAGGUCAUCGUGGUUCUCGAAGGCGCGUCCCUGGAGCUUGCCCAGGGCCGCGACAGAGGCCUGCAGCUCCUGAACAGCCUAGAGCAUCGCCAGCUGCUGCGCAAGUGCGGCCGCGAAUCCGAGGAAGUGCGCCCAGACAUCGUUCACCAUUGCUUGUUAGCACUCCAGGAGAGUCCGCUGAACCGAGCAGGGCGCCUUGGUGUGUUUGUCCGCACGGCCGACCGGCAGCUGAUUGAGAUCUCGCCGCUCUUGGCGGUGCCCGCCACCUACGGCGAGUUCGCGAAAAUGAUGAGUAAUCUGCUCUACACGCGGCGCCUGAAGGCUGUGGAGAAAAACGUCUCGCUCGCGCAGAUUGUGAGGAAUGAGCACGCAAACUUCCUCCCGCCAAACAGCUUCAAAGUUGCGCUGACCGUGUCGGGAAAGAGCGUGGCGCUGCGGGAGUACGCCCAGCAGUUCAAAGACGCAACGCAGCCGGUUGUCUUCGUCAUCGGCGCCGUCGCGCACUCUGAUCCGACGGACGAGUGUUCCUUCGUAGAUGACAAAAUCUCCAUCGCGCCUUUCGGUCUGACUGCUGCAGUCUGCUGCAGCAGUUUGUGCGCGGAGUUUGAAUGCCUGUGGGGAGUCUGCUGA
Molecule: messenger RNA, 708 nt
Organism: Besnoitia besnoiti
Lineage: Eukaryota; Apicomplexa; Conoidasida; Eucoccidiorida; Sarcocystidae
Product: putative ribosome biogenesis protein nep1
Exons: 9
Coding region: 1-708 (235 amino acids)
Biological process (GO): rRNA base methylation
Cellular component (GO): small-subunit processome; nucleolus
Molecular function (GO): rRNA binding; rRNA (pseudouridine) methyltransferase activity
Source: RefSeq, a predicted model, not a curated record